AUGGAUGAGAUUACAUUCAAUACUCCAAGUAUUAUUAAACUAGGAUCUUUUGCUGGCAAAAUUAAGUAUUGUCUUAUUGAUACAUAUUUUAUUUCUCUUUUGAACAUUUAUAAAUUAAAAAUUAAUUAUAUUAAUAAUCAAUUGAUUGUAAUUGCAACUAAUGGAUUAAAAGAUAUUCCAUUACAUAAUUUAAUUUGGGAAUAUUUUUAUCAAUAUUCAAUUUCUGAAAAUUAUUCUAUUUAUCAUCAAAAUGGUAUAACUAUGGAUAAUCGUUUAGAAAAUUUAUUAUUAAUAUCAAAUAAUAUAGUUUAUUUACCAUUAAAAUCUUAUUCAUUAUCAAGUUUUUAUUGGAAAAUUAUUUCCUAUUUACCAGUUGAUAUGGAUGAAGUCAAUUAUCAUAGUACAAAAUUAAAUCGAUCUAGUCUAUAUGAAUGUCAUAAUGCCCCAUGUACACAAUUAUUAUUAAAUUCGUCUGAUGAACAGUUUAUUUGUCUUAAAUGCAAGAAAAUAAAAUAUUGUAGUCAAAUGUGUCAAACAAUGGAUGCUGAUAUUCAUUCAAUAUUUUGUAAUCCAAAUAAUUCGAAAUAA
This is a messenger RNA of Rotaria sp. Silwood1, 588 nucleotides long. The record is from the annotation of a GenBank genome assembly. Lineage: Eukaryota; Metazoa; Rotifera; Eurotatoria; Philodinida; Philodinidae.